Messenger RNA from Porites evermanni, 5690 nucleotides. NCBI's taxonomy places the organism in Eukaryota, Metazoa, Cnidaria, Anthozoa, Scleractinia, Poritidae. The record is from the annotation of a GenBank genome assembly.
AUGCCUCAACAAGACGAACCCAUUUAUUGUUCACAGCAAAUCAACAUUCCUCCUGAAUUGCCAGACAUCCUGAAACAGUUCACCAAGGCCGCCAUUCGUACCCAACCAAAGGAUGUAUUGCAGUGGGCCUACGCGUAAGUUAAGAUAUUUAAAACGUCUAGAAAAAAAAAGACAUAACGACUGACGUCUAUUUUCUCGUAGGAGAAUUGGAAAAUUAAAGUUCUAGUAGAUAGUUCUAGCCUUUUCAAAGUACGGUUUACUGUGCACCAGCCAGUUAAAGUUAUCGACAUGACUCGAUCAUGACAACUGAACUGAACUGUGGACCAAAACUUGGUAGCUCAACUGCUUCCUUUGAAAGUCGAUUUACAAGUUUGAAAGUAGCAUAUAUAUUUAUUUAAGGUACUAAAUUUGUGAGGUUUUUCAUGUUUCAUGAACCUUAAUGUUGAGUAGGUGGCAAAUUAAAUAAUCUUCUGAAAGUGGCAAAAUAUUAUUUUGCUGUCUGACAACUCAUUUUGACUAUGCUGCCUCUCUGUCCUGCGUUGGUACUGUAAGCAACUGUAAGCCCUGGUUUAGUGCCAGGGCCCUAAAAUAAUCGACUAGAACAUGCUACCCUUUUUCGCUCCUGCAUAUGGUUAGAGGAAUUUGCGUGUGUAGGAACAUGAAGGAAGCUUUUGACCAUAUACAUGCACAUUUUAUUUUGAUUGGAUACACCUGCAAAUUUGCACUAUAAGUAAUGAAAUUGGGCUAUUGCAUUUAAUAUCCGCACGCCCAGGUUGAGGAACCAUGGAAUUCUCCGGAGUAAGUUAUAAAAAUUGAGAAUUUCUUUAGCGGUAGAGUUAAAAAGUGUGGAAUUCUUUGGGGGUGAAGCCUUAAUUUUCACGAAAUUCUUCACGGGUAGACCCGUAUUCUUCAGGGGUAUGGCCCAAUUCUUCAGGGGUAAACCCAUAUUUUAUGGAAGUCUUCAGGGGUGAAUGCAAUUUUAGCCAAUCUUCAGGGGUAAGAAGAAAAAGUCAUUUUAUAAGUCCUCAACCAGGUGUGGCGGGUAUGGACAUAAAAUGCAAUAGUCCAUUACAGUCAACUCUCUCAUGGUGACCACACUUCUCAAACACAACCACCUCCCAUAAGCAACCACUCUGUAAAUAACCAAUUUGUUUUCAGUCAAAUACUGUUUCAAAAGCUCUCUUGUAACUAAGCGACCACUUCUUAGAUAUUUUAAGGAGCCAUGGCCAGAAAUUUGACAUAUUCUUUUGUUUUCUUUUCCCAUAAGUGACCACUCAGCAUGAACACAUAUGUUUAUAAAAAAAACUUUGCUUCAAGGCUGCAAAAUUUAAGUUUUUAAUAGUGCUGACCCUUCUUGCUGACAGAUUAUAACAGUUAACUGAAGAUGGCUGUAAUAUGAUCUGUAGGUAAAUUAAGUGGAUUGUUAAAUUGAUGCAAAGUGUUAUGCACAAAGUUUCAACGGUUCCAUGCGCUAUUUUAUGUGUGACAUUAUUGCCAGUUGUCUAUUUGCCUAAUUUUGUAAGGUAAUAAUUUAUGUAAUUGCCUUAAUCAGUUUGGUUUGAGCUUAUUUUCCUGAUUAUUCCUGUAGACAACCACCUCCCGUAAGUGACUACUUAAUCGUUCACCAAGGGUGGUCACUUAUAAGAGAGUUGACUGUAUUACAGAAACGAAUUAUAUAAAAUAAUGUAUUAUUAAGGAAGCUGGUAGGAGAAAGAUUUAUGUCUGCAAUGAAAUCACUGUUUUUGCAAUUUAUUUCCACCAACCCAUAUCAAUCUAUGUAACAUCUAGUCAGGGAUUCUGAUAUGUUGCAGAAAAAAAGUCAAAUUUUGCAGGAUUUUUAGAGACAGAUUUGCCGAAAAGUCAUCUGUUUUUGCAGGAAUUUCGCUGAAAUUUUUGGGCUAAUUAACUUCGCCGAAAAAAUAUCAGUAAAAAACGGCCAAUUUUGUGGGCAAAUUUCGCUAGAAAUUGAUCAAUUUUGCACUAAUUUCAUGGGCGUGUUUAAUGUUUUUUAACAGAGAUAAUCAUUUGCUAUUUUAACGACAAAGCAUUUGAGAAAUGAGCCAGUUUUUCGCAACAUAAUUUACACCUGGUAGUUUUGGGACAUUGUUUGCUUGUUGUGGUGAUGAAGUUUCAAGAUAGAUUUGCAAGUUUAUGGCAACUAAACAGUCCCAAUAGCCAAGAUGAGUUUUAGAUAUGUUGUAUUGACAUGUAUCAGUCAAGAUAAGAUUUCUAGCAAAUUUCACAGUAUUUAGCGUGUUUUUGUGAAUUUUAUGGGAUGUCACGGAUUUACCUGAAUUUCAUGACUCGGGGACCAUGCAAAAUAUCAGAGCCCCCGCCUAGUUGUCACAAAAAGUAAAAAUGUCCAAUCAACCUCUUGCUUAAAUUUGAAAAUAAAUUUUAUUCAGGUGGAGGCUUUACUCUGUAAACAUGGCUAGAGUCCCCUUCAGUAGCACAGUAGAUAAAGUGCCCAACCAGUGUCCAGCAGAAUAGAGGUUUGAAUGUUUUUGGGGACUAAUUAUUAUUUCCCUGUCUUUUUUUAUAUUUCACAUGGUAUUCAAUACUUUACAAUUUGUAGGUACUUUGAUGCACUUUCCAAAGGUGAGACACCCCCAGUGAAGGAUCGUCUUGAGUUUCAGUUAGGACAGCCCUUGGAAAAACCAUUAACGCAGGGGCUACUGGCAGUUUUACACAAACAGGUAUUUUCUCUCCCUCUCUUUUUCGUUUAAUUUACAACAACAAUGUCUUGACAGCAGUGACAAACAAAAUCUUAGUCAGAGUCUUGAGGUGUGACAAGCAUCCCGUGCUAUUUUGAGGCCACCACAGGAAAGUGUUUGUCCUGGCGGAUUCUCUUUCUUACCCAAUUACUUAUCAAGUCAUUAAUAUAUUAUAAUAUUUUUUCAAGACACGGGUGAUAACGAAAUUGUAAAAUCCAAGAUUCACUGAAAAUCUACAAAACACUUGUUUGAAAAUCUUAGACAGCUGUGUGGUGUAAAAAAGAAACCUCAAGACAGAAAAACCAUGUAAUUAAGGAAGAGUUGAUCAAUCGUCAGAGAUGCCUUUGAGAUUUCAUGUUUAGCCUGCAAAGGGCAGAUGUUUCUCCUCGCUCUUCGCCGCUCAGAGACAUUUCGUGAGGAGGAACGUCUGCGACUCAGCGACAAAAAUCCGGUCAGAAGCGCUAAUUGGUUGACGGAGUAGUUUCAUUGUUUUAGCUAUUGUUUACGAAUGACAGACAAAAGACAAAUGGCCACAAAGGUCAAAUGGAAUCUCUAACAAAAUAGUCAAUAUUUGAAGAAUAUAGUCUUCUCCAGAAGAGGCAUUUGAGGCAUUUUCUGGAGCUCAUUGUCAGAUGAACACAACACUUUACCAAAAUCGACCAGGAGAAACAAAGAAUUGAACAAAUUUGCAUUUGGAACCCCAUCACUACCGAAUUUAUUAUGUAAACAUUGAUUUACGUCAUCAGUAUGGAAUUUCUGUUGCUGAGUCACAGACGUUCCUCCUCGUGAACCGUCCCUCAGCAGCGAUGAGCGAGGAGAAACGUCUGCCGUUUGCGGUGUAUUUCAUGAUCAGAUCAAAAUUUUCUAUGAUUCGUAGUUUCGAUGUUUCAAAGGUAUUUGCCAUUUGCUAUUACUUAAUUAAAAUAAAAUUACAUUACAAGUAAUCUUGUGCCUUUUUUAUUUUAUUUUGAUCAAUACAAAGAAUGUUUUAAUUUUUUUAGCUGGGUGGAAAGCCCAUAAUAGAGCUAUCAUCCUUGGAGGAGAAAUGGAAACACUUGUCACUUCCUAAAGACACUUUGAAUGAGCUUCUGAGGUAAAACCCUAAACAUUUUAUUCUAUUUUUCCAAUUUUAGAUUUCAGGUGGAUUGUACUUAAUAGGGUGCAUUAAUUUUACUGAUCAUUUAUUCCCAGAAAUAAAAAUAAUAUGCAAAAGUUUUGUUACAAAUCUACUUUAUGGUGAUUUUUGAAUUACGUAAACCCUCCAUAUAUACGCCUUGCGGUGUUAUUUCAAGUAGAUUUCUGGAUAUUUUAAUGCACUGACUUCAAAAACAAAUGAUUUCUAGAGUUUUUGCAUUUAUUGUUUUCUGGAAUAUGGUCGAUUGAAGUCGUACCCUAGCCCUUAUAAUAUAAGUUUGUUGACUUUAUUCCUGACUGUGUAUGUUCUAGUCAAAGGGUCUUCUUCUUUGAUUUUCUUACAAACUGCUCUUAACUGCCUGGUGUCAAUGCUGAUGUACAUGUAAUACUUUAAAUGUUUUUCAGAAUGGGAAGUUUUGCUGAGGAACUGAGGUGGCUUCAUUUUUUUGCCCUUGCAUGUAGUGCUAUCAGUGAGGUAUGUGUUGUUGUGGUUCAAUUUUAUCCUUGGUUUAAAUUUUAGUUAGUUUUUAUAGAGCGCGCGAGGGGGGCACAAGCGUCCGCGUAAUUUCUCGCUUCGCCCUGAAAAAACCCGUGCCUGCUACACAGGCUAAAUCUCCCACUGACUCAUUUUAAAGUAAUUUGUUAUUAACCUGUUUAUUAAUCAUCAUAACAAAUUAUCUUGUUAGCUUAUAUUGAAACUUAAGGAACUGAAAUCUUUUAGUGGACGUAGUAUUCUUGACAUAAAAGAACUAAAUGAAUUCUCUCUUGUAGAAUCUGACGUUGGCAAUGAAGACAGUUUGUGAGAUUUUAACAACAGAUCUAGAGGGUGGAGCUGCAAGGAUUUCUUUCUCGCUUUUCAAGGAACUGUUUACUUACUUAGCUGAGAUCGACGGAGAAAUACCCAAAGAACAUGUGGACACAGUUAUCGAACAUCUCAGUUAUGAUGUGUGAGUUAUUUCUAAACACACUUGACUUCACUUCUUAGCCUGUAUUGCUAGCAUCCCUGCCCAAGCUAAGAGCAAAAGUUACCCUUUAGAUAUAUGUCUGAAAAGUUACAGGUUACCUAAUUUUAAUAUGUUCUUUCAGUUCCUGCUAACAAAAUUUUUCAAAAGCGAACUGUUUUCGCGUUUUUAAUACCGAAAGUUGAGCAACUAAUGCAAAAGGCCUAUUGUAUUUUAUAAAUACAGAUUUUCAACACACUAAGUAAUCUCCUUUUCAAGAUCUCAGCCUCGGGUUUAUUCUUAUAAUAUUCUUAAAAUUUUGCAAAUUAAUAACCCGUGCGCACGGUUUGAUAAAGCUCCGCCAUGCUGUCGCGAACAGGCUUACUUGUGUGAGUUGUGCGGAGCUGCCAAAAUUUUCCCCGAACUCAAGCAAAUGAGUCUGCUCGCAGGCUUCUGUUGCGGCAUGCCUCGAACUAUCAGGAACGAGCUGGUAACAAAGACAACCCUCUGGCACAAAGGGUACAGUCUACUAAAACACCCUAUAGCCUUCCUACAUCUCGUAAGAUGACGACUAUACGGUAGUUCCCGAUAAUAUAAACUCUGUUGUUCCCAUACUGGUGAUCGAAACGGAGGAAACGUUUCUUUUCAGUAACUUUACGAAACUCUAAAAACUUGUAGUCCGAACAACGCACAAGACGUAAAGUUGCAAAGCCUUUUAAAAUAGCUGUUGUGGCUGAUAUGAAACGCCACGCUUUUUAUGUUGUAUUUCACUUGAAAAAGAAAUGUAAGAUGCUUAAUAAUAUGCUUUUUUUUCAGGGAAAAGCAAGAUGGACAAGUAUCCCCUCGUAACUUUAUGAGUGACAGCUGCCCUCCUCUAUCCCCUAACGAAAACUCAGCGUAG